CUGAAAAAUACGUUUCCUUGUCCGUAUGUCAUAUGCGAGAUUGUGCGAAGGACCGAACACUAUGAAACAAAUAAAAUAAAAAAGAUUUAUCUCACGCCAGAGAUGUUAUUUUAUCCUCAGUUGGGAUUGAGUUUUUUGCAGAACGAGAAGGAUUCGUUGUAACUAAUUACUGAUUCUAUUCUUGUGUACAGAUAGCCUAUUUAUCUAGUCGCUAGUCGCAGCACCCCCUCUCCAAACAUACGCCUUUGUGGCUAUGACUGCGGAUUUACUGUCUGAUUUGGAUAGUCGAUUCUUCGCUGAUAACCUCCUGACAAGCGAAGACUGGGAUGCCUGCCUGUACCAGUGUGAGAGCAUGGAGGAGGGAGAAGAGGGGGAGUACACGAGAGGACUGAAAUACGAAACAUCGUUUGAUAACAACCUCAUGUUGACCCUUGACCCUGACAAUCCCACAUCGCCAUGGAGACACCUGGACGACAACCUCCUCACAGGGGACUUCCCUGUGUUGAAGGACGAGAUGACCAUCACACAGCCUUUACCCGAGGACAUGUUGUUCCAGGUGAAGGCGGAGCCUCCCUCGCCUGCGUCCUCAUUGGCCACUGACUGUUCCAUGACCCCUGACCCCCAGAUCUCAGUUAAAGGGGAGAACCCCCCUACCCCUCCCUACAUGUUUGGAGAUGUGCUGUCUCCUCCUCUGGGGGCGAUGGAGGUGACUGUGGCCUCUGCAGGCCAGGGCCAGACCCCUGCCCCCGGCCCCCCUGGUCUGGACACAUCGCUGCAGGCCACUGUCGUGCCCGUGGUGUCCUCUGCGAAGGCGUGCAGCAUCCUGAGCAGUAAGCCAGCCAUCCAGCCCCGGCCGGUGUGCGUGGCCGCUCUACCCGUCCCCCAGGCUUCCAGCCCGGCCAGCACUCUCAUCCUGCAGGGCCUCUCCACAAUGGAGCAGGCCAGGCCCGUAGUCCUCUCCCAGUCGGUGUGUCUGGCCUCCGCUCCGGCCAUCGUCAAGAUGGAGCCCGUUUCUCCCACAAUGCCCCACUGCGCCAGCCCCUCGGCUCCGCCCUCCAGCAAGCCCAUCGUCCCAGCAACCCCUCUGCCAGGAAGUAGCUGCAACGACCUUGACGUGAAGGUUCUGAAGCGGCAGCAGCGCAUGAUUAAGAACCGGGAGUCGGCCUGCCAGUCCAGGAAGAAGAAGAAGGAGUACCUGCAGAACCUGGAGGGCCAGCUGAGGGAGGCGCAGCAGGAGAACGAACGCCUCCGCAGGGAGAACCAGGCCCUCAGGGAGAGGCUGGCCGGGAAGGAGGGCAGUGACUCGGCGAACAACAAGAGGGCCGUGUGUGUCAUGGCCGUGCUGCUCUUCAUCACCUUCAGCUUCGGACCCGUCAGCAUCCCAGACAGGAAGUGGGGGACGGGGUUACAAGAAGGGGUGGUCCCUUACACAGGAAGACGCCUUUUGGAGUUUGAGCAGGCCCAUAGCCAGGAGCAGAGCAAGGUGGAGGAGAGGAUGGACCCAGAGGAGGAGGGAGGGGAGGUGGAGAGAGACAUCGUGGAUCCGUAUCAGUUUAGGAACCUGAGCGACGUGUUCAGCGACAUGAAGGACCUGGUGCUGCAGGACCUCGAUCGCUACUUCACCUCCAACGACUGCAGGCAGUUCAACCGCUCAGAGUCUCUCAGGCUGGCUGAUGAACUGCGGGGCUGGGUCCACAGGCACCAGAUAGACAGGAAGAAGUCUGGAGGGAAACCAAAGACGGUGAAGAAGGCCAAGAUCGCCCAGAAAGCAGCUCAGCUGAGGAAAACCAACUUCUCCAGAUAUCUGCCCAUUCAGACCCAUCGUUCAAUAGAAAGUCAGCUCCAGGUGUUCCCCGGCCCCGAGGUCCGCUACAGUGACUUCUUGGACGCCAUUGACCGCCGAGAGGACACCUUCUACGUGGUCUCCUUCAGAAGGGACCACCUCCUCCUCCCGGCCAUCAGCCACAACAAGACCACCCGUCCCAAGAUGUCGCUGGUCAUGCCUGCCAUGUCUGUGAAUGAGAGCUUGUACAACUCAUCCCAGGGCAUUGAGAUGAUGAUGCAGGUGGACUGUGAGGUGAUGGACACGCGCAUCAUCCCCAUCAAGGCCUCGGCCGUGCCCCCCUCCCUCCGCGACCCGCCGCCCCCGCCCCCGGCCAGCCAUCACCACGGCAACCACACCUCGCUGCGGGGACGCCAUCACCCAUCCCCCCGGCAGCCGCUCCCAGUCCGCCGCCGGCCCGCCGAGUAUUACAUCAGCCAGGAGGGCGGAGUCUGAGAGGGGUAGGGAGGGGCUAGCGCAGGAGAGAAGACGGAUGGGAUGAUGCGGGGGAGGUGAAGGCCAGCCCGAAGGGGUCGUUUGUGGUGAAACUGUCAGGGAUUUGAGGAGACUGCCACCUUGUCUUAUGCUAAGAUGUAGUCGGCUAACAAUCUGGCAAACAUCUCAAGACUAAUUUGUUAUUAAUGAGUCCGCCACUCUUAAAACUUUAGAACUUGGACGUCAGUAACAACUUAUCUUAAAAAUAAAUGCUAGUUCUUUGGGACAUAUACCAAUGUCUCCUUAAAUUAACAAUAUCUUGAUAUUAAUAUAUAUAUAUAUAUAUAUAUAUAUAUAUAUAUAUACACACCCUAGCCACAUUCAGAAGAAGCAGUUUACUGCCCUUAAAGAGAGAGAUACUGUGUCAACAGAACAUUCUAGAACACAAAUACCUAUAAAUUAAUGCAGGUCCAGAGUAGAGCAUACUGCACACGUUUGUUUUCAAUAUGACUGAUGUUUUGGCAAUAUGACUUUGUAUAGUUUUGCGUGUGUAUAUUUGUGUCAGAUUGUUCAGUUGAUAAUUCCAGUCGGUGAAGAUGCCAGUCAUCAGAACAGACUACUUUGUUUUUGUGCUGUCUGGAUUUGAAACGGGGGACUAAUAUUAUUUAACUAUGUUUGUGUUGGUGUAAAUAUCUGUCUCAUUCUUGUCCCGACUACAGACAGAACAUAUAUCUCCUUCAGCUACAAAUAUUGCUUUCCAUAUAUUAGUUUCCAUUUGUUAGUGUUUUUCUAACAUCCUCCUUCCCCUUGGGAUGGUUACGGUCUGUCUGACCAAGCUGAUUUCUCAGCUUUUCUUUCCUACCAGAGCUGGAUGGUUGUUUUCUCAGUUUAGGUUCUACCAGCCAUGUGCUGUUCUUCGUCGUUCUGUUUGCCUGAAACACUGCACCUCGUCCCCUGCCUCCCCUGCUCCCCCUGCCUCCCCUGCCUCCCCUGUCCCCUGCCUCCCCUGCUCCCCCUGCCUCCCCUGCCCCCUGCCUCCCCUGUACCCUAUGUGCAGUCUAGGUACCUUGUCUCUGUGUCCUUGUCCCAGGCUCUGAGAGGAAAUGUCCUGUUAACAUGUGAGAUACCGUCUAGAGAUUUUCUUAACUUUUUUAAUAUAAAAUAUAUGAUAUGUCAUUGUCAAAGAGAAUGAAAA
This is a messenger RNA of Hypomesus transpacificus, 3452 nucleotides long. RefSeq names its product activating transcription factor 6 beta (gene atf6b). The coding region runs from base 254 to 2278 and encodes 674 amino acids. The transcript has 17 exons. The record is from RefSeq and is a predicted model, not a curated record. NCBI's taxonomy places the organism in Eukaryota, Metazoa, Chordata, Actinopteri, Osmeriformes, Osmeridae. Gene Ontology annotation, molecular function: RNA polymerase II cis-regulatory region sequence-specific DNA binding; DNA-binding transcription factor activity, RNA polymerase II-specific. Gene Ontology annotation, biological process: endoplasmic reticulum unfolded protein response; regulation of transcription by RNA polymerase II. Gene Ontology annotation, cellular component: nucleus.